AUCUUAGAUUCUUGGCACAACUAGAGGUAAAUGAGCUAGUGCAGUAAGCCACACAAGUUCCUUUCAUGUCAAGGGUAGUUUGGGCAUCAAAACAAAUAUCUAAACGAACCUUCCCUUUUCUCCUUUGGAUUAAAAAAAAAAAUUGCAUAAAUAUAAUAUGUCAUCUCUAGCUUUCUCCCAUACGGCUUACCCUAUAUAUACAUGCUCACAAGAGAUCCAAUUCCAUCAACACCAAACCAAUACACUUCUACUACUCUACAUUUGCUCCAUUUUCCACAAUUUUCCCACAAUUUUCCCACACAUUCCCAUCUAAUUUUCUUGGCUUCCAAACAAAAACCCCAUUUGAACCAUUAGACCUAAAUCCCAUCUCAGCCAUCCUUAACAACUACAUUUCACUUUUUGGGUACAUUUUAUUUUCUUCAAAUGGAUCGCGUAGCAAAGUUGGCGUCACAAAAGGCAGUGGUGAUUUUCAGCAAGAGCUCAUGCUGCAUGUCCCAUGCAAUCAAGAGACUGUUCUAUGAACAAGGGGUGAGCCCUGCAAUCUAUGAGCUCGAUGAAGAAUCAAGAGGGAAGGAGAUGGAGUGGGCUUUGGUGAGGCUAGGGUGCCAGCCCUCAGUGCCAGCUGUCUUCAUCGGAGGCAAAUUCGUCGGCUCGGCCAACGCAGUCAUGACCCUUCAUCUCAAUGGCUCUCUAAAGAAGUUGCUAAAAGAUGCUGGGGCAUUAUGGCUUUAGAAACCCUAAAUGGAGCAUAUUAUGCAGUAAUCUUUGUGUGUCCCAAAUAAUUAUGGGUAACUCGUCACUUAUAUUUUCCUUUUAUCUUUCUCUUACAUCCAGCGGCUUAAAGUACAUUUUGUAUGGAAAAUAAUAUAUAGAGAGUAUACUAAUUUCAGUUGUGGUUACAACUAAUUGUAUAACUACAUUAUUUUCUGAAGUGCAGUACUAUUAUAUAAAGAACUAUAUUUUAUGAUUA
Messenger RNA from Prunus persica (peach), 970 nucleotides. Its product is annotated as monothiol glutaredoxin-S10. The record is from RefSeq and is a predicted model, not a curated record. The transcript has a single exon. NCBI's taxonomy places the organism in Eukaryota, Viridiplantae, Streptophyta, Magnoliopsida, Rosales, Rosaceae. Bases 424 to 732 code for a protein of 102 amino acids.